AUGGAUCUGCCCGUGGAUGAGUGGAAAUCAUACGUACUUCAGAAGUGGUCUUUGCUCCCCAAGUCCAUUCAGGUUACAAUUUCUACAGCAGAGACUUUAAGCGAUAUCUUUCUUCACUCAUCUUCGCUUCUUCAACCGGAGGAUGAGAUGUUUUUAAAAAGGCUUUCUAGAGGUUACCUUGUUGGAAAGGACCCCAGCGCUCCCCUUUUCUACAGAGAAGAAGGAAACAGAAAAUUUCAGAAGAGGGAUUAUAUGGGAGCCACAGUGCUGUACUCUAAGGGAGUAUCUUAUUCAAGGCCCAACUCUGAGGACAUUUCACUGUGUUACGCCAAUCGCUCUGCAGCCCUCUUCCACCUGGGUCAGUAUGAGACAUGCCUUAAAGACAUCGUCAGAGCACAGACGCAUGGAUAUCCAGAAAGAUUGCAACCCAAGUUGCUGUUGCGUAAGGCAGAGUGUCUGGUGACCCUGGGGAGACCACACGAGGCAAGCCAGACCAUCAGUGAUCUUGAAAGUAACUUUGCUGCCAAACCAACCCUAGCAGCUUCCCAAUUUCAGAUUCUGCAGAGAACCCUCUGUCGUCUGAAAGUAAAGGUACAAGAAAAGGAGAAUCUCACAGAAACCUCCCCAGCAGCUCUAACCAAAGCCUUUGAGGAUAUGGACCUAAGGGAAGAGAAUGAACAGAUUUCCAGCACAUCAUCAUCUGUCAGCUUAUGUACAGACCCUUUAAAAGGCCGCUAUCUGGUUGCCACAAAAGAUAUUCUCCCAGGAGAGCUUCUGGUGAAAGAGGAUGCUUUUGUGAGUGUCCUUAACCCAGGAGAAAUGCCACUAUGGCAUCAUGGCCUCGAGAGCAAGUGGGAUACCAGAGCUACCAAUGGGGACCUCUACUGUCACCGAUGUUUGAAGCACACUUUGGCCCCAGUUCCCUGUGAUGGAUGCAGCUAUGCCAAGUAUUGCAGCCAAGAGUGUUUGCAGCAGGCCUGGGAUCUCUACCAUAGUAUAGAGUGUUCUCUAGGGGGGCUGCUUCUCACACUGGGUGUUUUUUGCCACAUUGCCCUGAGGUCGACUCUUUUAGCUAGAUUUGAGGAAGCUGGCAGAGUCAUAAAUAAGCUUUGUGGUGAGAUUACUAACAGGGACAUCUGUUUACCUGAAAGCAAGAAUCUGGCACAAAUACUCAGUUAUGACCUGGGAGGGGAGAGUAAAAAAAAGGGCAAAACAGUUGAGACCCCGAUUCCUGGGUGUGAUAUUAAUGGGAAAUACGAAAAUAAUUAUAAUGCUGUCUUCAGCCUUUUACCCCAUACCGGAAACCAUAGCCCUGUGCACAAAUUCCUCUGUGCACUGAGUGUUUCUGCACUGUGCAGGCAGCUCGAAGCAGCCAGUCUACAGGCCUUCACAACAGGUCUGAAAUCGUCUAAGCUGAAAGCAGCAGCGGCUCCUGUGUUGUAUCCAGAGUUGAAAAUUUGGGGAGUGGCCAUGCUGAGACACAUGUUACAGCUACAGUGUAAUGCUCAGGCAAUAACAACCAUACAGCAAACAGGAUCUGAAGAGAACCUCAUUACCGACAGCAGGCAGGUGCGCCUUGCCACGGGGCUGUUCCCCGUCAUCAGCCUCCUGAACCAUUCGUGCAGCCCCAAUACCAGCGUGUCCUUCAUUAGCACCGUCGCCACCGUUCGGGCAUCUCAGCAGAUUAAAAAAGGGCAAGAGAUUCUCCACUGCUAUGGGCCCCACGAGAGCAGGAUGGGUGUUGCCGAGAGGCGCCAGAAGCUGAGGUCUCAAUAUUUCUUUGACUGCAACUGUCCCCCUUGUGAACGUGAGAAGCAGAGACCCUCACAGGGGCCCAGGCGGGAAGCCUUCUGUUGUCACCGUUGCAGAGCACUCCUUCAGGGAGAUGAUGUUCUGAGCUGUGGCAGCACAUCUUGUACGGAAUCAGUCAGCAGAGAUCACCUAGUCUCUGAGCUACAGGACCUUCAGCAGCAGGUGGGGAUGGCCCGGAAGCUUCUCAGAAAUGGCGAACUAGAGCGAGCCAUUCAGCUGUUGUUGGGAUGCCGGCACGAUGCUGAGAGCUUCCUGUUGGCAGAACACAGCAUGGUGGGAGAAAUCGAGGAUGACCUGGCCCAGGCCUAUGCUGCCUUAGGGGACUGGGAGAAGUCAGCCGCCCAUCUACAGAAGAGUCUCCGAGUGGUUGAGGUUCGCCACGGGCCAACCAGUGUUGAGAUGGGCCAUGAACUCUUCAAACUGGCCCAAGUCUUCUUCAAUGGGUUUGCAAUACCCGAAGCUCUGAACACAGUACAGCAGGCAGAAAAGGUUCUGCUGGUGCACUAUGGCCCUUGGAAUGACGAGAUCCAGGAGCUACAAAAGAUGAAAUCUUGUUUGUUGGACUUGCCGCCCAUCCCUGUGGGACCCAACGAAUAG
Molecule: messenger RNA, 2409 nt
Organism: Lipotes vexillifer (Yangtze River dolphin)
Lineage: Eukaryota; Metazoa; Chordata; Mammalia; Artiodactyla; Lipotidae
Gene: SMYD4
Product: SET and MYND domain containing 4
Exons: 10
Coding region: 1-2409 (802 amino acids)
Biological process (GO): heart development
Cellular component (GO): nucleus; cytoplasm
Molecular function (GO): histone deacetylase binding
Source: RefSeq, a predicted model, not a curated record